This is a messenger RNA of Aplysia californica (California sea hare), 1564 nucleotides long. RefSeq lists its product as uncharacterized. Bases 340 to 990 code for a protein of 216 amino acids. The transcript is spliced from 3 exons. NCBI's taxonomy places the organism in Eukaryota, Metazoa, Mollusca, Gastropoda, Aplysiida, Aplysiidae. The record is from RefSeq and is a predicted model, not a curated record.
GCCUUUUCCUCAGAAUAAUUCUUGUUCAAUUUUAGAAAUCAGUAGUCUAUUUUUAUUAAUUUGUUGUUGUUUUUUUUAAUCGAUGAGUCUUUAGGUUUAUCUUUAGAGUAAAACGAAACCACCUCAAUAAAAAGUUGAUAAGAGGAAUUAGUCUGUGAAUUUCUUAAGUACCCAAACUUUUUGAACCUGUUGGUGCUAGGAGGAGAGAAAAGGACAAUAGAUAGGAAAGAAGGAGCCAAAGUAAGUCAUCUUGAAUUUAUCACUAAUUGGGUUGUUGUCGGGGUUUUUUCUGUUCCAGUCUCCCGUUGACUCACCAGAUCGUGUGCCUGUCCCGUCGACAUGUUUCUGCUCCGUAACCUGGGCGCCCACGUCAUCCUGGUGGCGUUCCUUGUCUGUCGGGUCGGCACGGUCCAUAUGGACUGGCCAGGGAGUGGCCCUGUUUCGUCUGAAGACGAUGACGACAGUGACGGAUCGUCUGACCCCGACUCGAAGGUCAGUUCUGGGGAAGUUGGUCAUCAAUACGUAAACCAAGAAGCGCAGUUGGACUCCGAGGACUCAUCAGAAAACGACAACUCAACACAUGCAGUUGGCCUUCUUGCGAAUCCGUUCGUGGAUGUAGAAGACUCUCACGUCAAUGAUGAGAUUGAAAGUAAAAAAGAGAAGGAGAAGGAAAAAGUAGUGCCUUUGUGCCCGACGGAUGAAGUUAUGAACGUCAGCGUCGUCUGCACACACCAUAAUGAACUUCACCUGCACUGUGUUGAUAAGGGGUCAGACGUCUGCGCAUGUUCCUCAGACAGCAGAUGUAAAGAGGCCCACGAGGGGAGCAGCGCGCUGUGUCUGUUCGUCUGUCUCCCCAGUCCUGACGUGCCGGACGAUCUGGGCAACUACUUCUACCAGGUGUUUCGCCACGUCAUUAACAAAGGCGAGGGCAAGUCCUCCGUGAAAAAAGACUCGGACGAGAAAGACAAAGACGAGGAGAAAAAAUCCUAAGCGAACAGAAGAGUUCCAGACUUUUUGUGUGUUUCGUUUAAUUAAUUAAGAGGACUUUAGUUGACGUUCGAUGUGAAGUCGUGACUUAAGAACCAAAGAGUUCGAUCCCAAGAUACCUUUUUAAAAAAAUAAUUUAUACCAUUGUUGUUUAUCUUCUAUGUCUUGAGGAUCAAAUUUCCAAAGCCGAAAAGUAAGAUAAAAUCGUACCAAGAAACGUGCCCUAUUUUCGUCCCAUCAAAGUAUGGUGAAAUUGGUCCUGGUAGAUACAGCCCGUGGACCUAUAAAAUAAUGCGAUUUUGAUAUAUAAGUUUUUUGGGGGUUUUUUAGCUUAAAGUUUAUGAUGGUACACCUCUGCAGUCCUUAUGCCCUAUUUUUGUCCCAUCAAAUUAUGGUGAUAUUGGUUAUGAUGGACCCUGACCUUUUACCUGCAAAAUGAUACGAUUUUGAUUUCUUUUUUCUCUCUUAGUUUCAAGUUUAUGAUGAUAAAGCUCUGUAGUCCUUAUGUCACACUAUGCUUGAGAAACGAAUUUCUGAAACUGGAAAAGAAGUAAACGUGAGUUGCUUGCGUAUUCAA